This is a messenger RNA of Ostreococcus lucimarinus CCE9901, 960 nucleotides long. RefSeq names its product Spermidine synthase (gene SPD1). The record is from RefSeq and is a predicted model, not a curated record. The transcript has a single exon. Gene Ontology annotation, biological process: spermidine biosynthetic process. Gene Ontology annotation, cellular component: cytosol. Bases 1 to 960 code for a protein of 319 amino acids. Gene Ontology annotation, molecular function: spermidine synthase activity. NCBI's taxonomy places the organism in Eukaryota, Viridiplantae, Chlorophyta, Mamiellophyceae, Mamiellales, Bathycoccaceae.
AUGAAUAAAUACGCCGACGACGCGCCGCAGAGCGCGGACAAGUGCAUCGGCGCGUGCGGUGAGGGAUGGUUGUGCGAGGUGAGCGAAAUGUGGAAAGGCCAGGCGAUGUCGCUGAAGAUCGACGAGGAGCUGUUCCGCGGACGGAGCGAGUUUCAAGACGUGUACGUGUUUAAAAACUCGGCGUACGGGAACGUGCUGGUGCUGGACGGGGUGAUUCAGGCGACGGAGCGGGACGAGUUCGCGUACCAGGAGAUGAUAACGCACCUGCCGCUGUGCGCGCUGAACGAGGAACCGAAACGCGUGCUCGUCGUCGGUGGCGGCGAUGGAGGCGUGCUCAGGGAGGUGACGCGACACGGAUCGAUCGAAAGGAUCGAGAUCGCGGAGAUCGAUGGGAUGGUGGUGGAGAUGUCGAAGAAAUUCUUGCCGUCGAUGGCGGUGGGGUUCGACGACGCGCGAGUGGAGGUGAAUAUUUGCGAUGGGAUCAAGUACGUCGGGGACGCGGAGGAGGGGACGUACGACGCCAUCAUCGUCGACUCGAGCGAUCCGAUCGGACCGGCGAGCGUUUUGUUCGAGGAGGCGUUCUUUAAAAAGAUGCACCGCGCGCUCAAGCCCGGCGGCGUCGUGUGCACGCAAGCCGAGUGCGUGUGGUUGCACAUCGAUUUGAUCGAGGACUUGGCGAAGAUGUGCAAGGGUAUUUUCGUCGGUGGGUCCAUGGCGUACGGGUACACCACGAUACCGACUUACCCGAGCGGACAAAUCGGUUUCAUGAUGUGCAGCAAACCCGCGGCGGACGGGUCGACGGUGGAUUUCACCAAGGCCAAGCGAUUUCCGCGACCCGCCGAUGAAAGCGCGCUGAAACCGAUGCGCUAUUAUAACCCGCAAGUGCACGCCGCGGCGUUCGUGCUGCCCGAGUUCGCUCGCGCCGCGCUCGAGCCGCACCUCGUGCCGGGUUCCGAGUAA